Messenger RNA from Trichogramma pretiosum, 1232 nucleotides. Its product is annotated as chymotrypsin-2-like. Gene Ontology annotation, biological process: proteolysis. The record is from RefSeq and is a predicted model, not a curated record. Gene Ontology annotation, molecular function: serine-type endopeptidase activity. The transcript is spliced from 4 exons. Lineage: Eukaryota; Metazoa; Arthropoda; Insecta; Hymenoptera; Trichogrammatidae. Bases 1 to 960 code for a protein of 319 amino acids.
AUGUUUUUUAAAAUAUGCCUUUUUGUUAUUUUAUCGUUAUUUGCAGAGAAUGUUUUUAUCAAUUGUCAAAGGCUGAAAAUUCCUAAGCAUUUGAGUUUAAAACAGCUGUUAACUCGACAAGAGGCAAAAAGAUCAAAAGAUUUUAUUGAAUCCGGAUUGGGAAAAAACCGGCAAAUGAGAGUAGUCGGUGGAUUCGCCGACGAGUACAACAUUCACAAAUACUCGGUUUCCAUUCAAAGAAGGAGAGAUGCCACAAGUGUUUUCAAACAUCGCUGCAGCGGUACAAUAAUCGGUGAUUAUCACAUCCUGACCGCGGCUCAUUGCUUUGUUUCGCGCGAAAGUCAGCUCCGCCGAAUCUCCGACAUGCGCGUUUUUGUUGGCUCUAAUCGAUUGGAUACUCCUGGUCGUUAUGUGUCUAUUCGGUACAUUAUUAUUAAAAAGAGGUUCAGUUACGAUCCCUGGAAUAAUGAUAUAGCAGUCAUUACGUUGGAGGAAUCGCUGAGCGUCGACAACGAUUUGUUUCUCGAGAAAAUGGCACUGCCUGAACCAACUGAACUUUUGCUAGAAAACGAGACAGGUUACGUCGCGGGUUUUGGAGUUUACAAAUAUCAGCAGCAUCAAGAUGAGGCUACAGGAAUGGUUAUCGAGCGUCCGGUUUUCCCGAUUAUCAGGCAUGUAAUUAACGUCAAGGUUGUUGACUGCAAAAAACGGAAUCCAAAAUUUAUAUGCGUUGGAUCAAUGGAUGAAAACAUGAACACGAGACAACAUAUAGCAGAUGGUGAUAGCGGCGGGCCUCUCGUUGUGGGCAAUGCCGUCGUCGGAGUAGUCGGCGUGUCCGAUAAAAAAGCCAAACUUUCAGUCAGACCUGCAUUUAUGACGCGAGUUUCUUACUUUUUGAAUUUCAUUAAAGAGGCAAUGAGUACUCGUUACUCACAUUACGUCGGUAUUCGAUUUUUAUAAAAAUUAUUAGUUCAAAUUUUAUGAGCCAAGAUAAAUAACAAAAGAAAUGAAUCUUAUUGAGUUGGUUGAAAGAGAACUAUUUUACGACUGAAAUGUUUUUUCAAGUGGCAUACAUUGUUUUAAUUAUUAAAUAACAAUAUAACGAAAGAAAAUACACCAAGAAUUACAAAACCUAAGGACGAUUUAUUCUAUUUCUUUGAUUUUAGAAAAAUGUACAUUUGGAACGAAUUACAUGUAAUCUUUUAGGGCAUUACAAGACAAUUAUCAAUUUA